AUGACUUUCACUGGAAGCUGCAUGUGCGGCGGCGUUACUUACGCCGUCGAAGCCGACACGUAUAUGGCCGCUCUGUGCCACUGCACCGACUGCCAGAAGUGGUCCGGCGGCGCAUUUACCUCCAACGCAGUCGUCCCACGAACCAGCAUGAAAGUGACAAAGGGCACUCCCAAUUCAUACGAUGGAGUUGGAAACAGUGGAAAGAUCAAUAAGCACUUCUUCUGUCCGACCUGCGGCUCAAGUCUCUACACAGAAUUGGAAAUCAUGCCCGAUAUGACCUGCAUCAAGGCUGGAACUCUUGAUGGAGGCGAGGCUAAUCUUAAGGGAAAGGUUGAUGUCGAGUUCUAUGUUAAGGAUCGUCCGGCUUAUCUUGCUGCUGUUGAGGGUGCUAAGCAGGAGCAAUUGCUUGGUUGA
Molecule: messenger RNA, 414 nt
Organism: Penicillium robsamsonii
Lineage: Eukaryota; Fungi; Ascomycota; Eurotiomycetes; Eurotiales; Aspergillaceae
Product: GFA family protein
Exons: 4
Coding region: 1-414 (137 amino acids)
Molecular function (GO): carbon-sulfur lyase activity
Source: RefSeq, a predicted model, not a curated record